Molecule: messenger RNA, 1495 nt
Organism: Tuber melanosporum (Perigord truffle)
Lineage: Eukaryota; Fungi; Ascomycota; Pezizomycetes; Pezizales; Tuberaceae
Exons: 8
Coding region: 1-1467 (488 amino acids)
Biological process (GO): glutaminyl-tRNAGln biosynthesis via transamidation; mitochondrial translation
Cellular component (GO): glutamyl-tRNA(Gln) amidotransferase complex; mitochondrion
Molecular function (GO): glutaminyl-tRNA synthase (glutamine-hydrolyzing) activity
Source: RefSeq, a predicted model, not a curated record
AUGGCUCUCUUGGAAAUAGCCAAAAAGAGCCUGCUUGCUGCCGAGAAAUACCUUGCCCUCAAUUCCCUCAUCUCAGUACAAUCUCAACCAGAGCUUCUCAGUCAGGUUCAAGCGUCCCAAGAGCGCAUCUCGGCAGAUUCAGGAGAGAGCAAAUCUUCUAUCGAUGGACAAUUAAUUGCAGUCAAAGACAACAUUUGCACAACAGAUUUUCCAACGACAUGUGCUUCGAAACUGUUGGAGCAAUACGUUUCGCCAUUCGACGCUACGGUAGUACGUAAGGCCAAGGAGGCCGGCGCGGUGAUAAUGGGGAAAACAAACAUGGACGAAUUCGGUAUGGGGUCUCAUUCAAUGUAUUCCCACUUCGGUCCCGUGAUGCAGUCCGCCGAAGAUGGUCGACCUGCCAGAUCUGCUGGUGGAAGUUCCGGGGGCAGUGCUGUUGCUGUUGCUACGGGAAUGUGCUAUGCAGCUCUAGGGACCGACACCGGUGGUUCAGUCCGUCUCCCAGCCGCUUACUGUGGAAUUGUUGGAUUCAAACCCUCGUAUGGAAUGCUAUCUAGGUGGGGGGUAGUUGCUUAUGCAAACUCAUUAGACACACUAUAUGAUGCGAUCAAUGGCCACGAUGACAACGACCCAACCAGCAUAACACCGCAAACAAGAGAACGGAUCCAAGACCGGUUAUCACGCAGCCGAAGAAGGGGCCAGAGACUAGCUAUAGGAUAUCCCGAGGAGUUCAAUCUUGUAGAAUUGGACGACCCCGUUCGUGAUGCGUGGGAAAACACAUUAGCGCACCUGAAUUCGCAGUCUCAUAGAAUUGCGCCUGUAUCUCUACCUCAUACUAAGCACGCGCUAUCGGCAUACUAUGUCCUGGCUCCUGCUGAAGCCUCUUCUAAUCUCGCCAAAUACGAUGGAGUCCGCUACGGUUAUCGAGACCCCGCCGACCGCUCACAGGACGGUCUUCUUUUUUCACCUACCCGCGCAAAUUUUGGCGCAGAAGUCCGUAGGCGAAUAAUUGCCGGGGCGUAUUCACUCUCCUCCGAAGCCAUCGACAAUUACUUCCUUAAAGCACAGUCUGCCCGUCGAAUCAUACAACGUGACUUCAGUAAUGCAUUUGCUCAACCAAAUUACCUUAUAACAGAUAACCUGGAGGAAGGCCGCGGGAAAGAAGGCGUGGAUGUGCUUAUCGCCCCAUGCUCUCUAUCAAAGGCGCCAUUUCUGGAAGAUGUCAAGAUGCAGAAAUCAGCAUUAGACUCAUACGUGAAUGAUGUAUUAACGGUUCCUGCGAGCUUAGCUGGUAUUCCGGCAAUCUGCCUACCUGUUAUGCAUGGAGAGAACGAUCCUGUAGGAAUACAGGUCAUGGCGCAGUACGGGGAUGAAGAGACAAUGUGGGAAGUAGCGAAAAUUAUAGAGGAGGGGCUGGGGUCGGGAGUAGGCUCUAAAACCCAGCCCACCAACCCGACUGUAAAUUAAAAUAGACUGCCGGUACUCGAGCACAAAA